Hyaloscypha bicolor E is the source of this 2022-nucleotide messenger RNA. RefSeq lists its product as uncharacterized. The transcript is spliced from 4 exons. The record is from RefSeq and is a predicted model, not a curated record. Lineage: Eukaryota; Fungi; Ascomycota; Leotiomycetes; Helotiales; Hyaloscyphaceae. The annotation marks the transcript as partial.
AUGCCUCUUGAUCCACUCACUGCUUUGUCCGUUGCUGCUUCUGUCAUUCAAUUCGUCGAAUUUAGCAGCCAAAUCGUUUCGAAGGCCCGACACAUAUACCAGUCGCCGCAUGGGAUCUUACAAGGAAACUAUGAGAAUGAGACGAUCAGUAUACGGUUACAAAGCCUAGCUGAAGGGUUGAAGGUCCCUCUGAAGCCCAAAGAGGAUACUGCAGUGACCAAGCAAGACCAAGCACUGCAAGACAUCUGCAUGGAGUGUAUUUCUCUGAGCGACGAGUUACUUUUACGACUAGACAAGCUCAAGGUACCUUCGAUUGCCCAACAACGAAGAUGGAAAAGCUGUCGGCAAGCGCUGAAAAGUGUGUGGUCGAAGAAGAAGUUGGAUGCAGCAGCAGCACGCCUAUCGCAGCUUCGAAGCGAAUCUGAAAUUAGUCUCAUUUCUCUUCGUCAAGACGAAGGUUUCAAGACUCUUGGCGAGGAUUCUGCGCUUAUCGUGGAAAUGCUCGUUCAAGACCGCCUGACAAAUCGCAACCAUAUCGCUCAUCAGUUUGAGGAAUUCAAACUGCAUCAGAAAGCAGAGCAUGAAAGGACACGAGAAUAUUUCAUCAACGUUGAUUUCCAAAAGAGGAGACAGGCUGCUGAAAAAAGCCUCCUGCAAGCUUUGAAGUUUAAAACGAUGCGAGAUCGGCUGGAAUCAAUCACAAAAGCGCAUAGAAAUACCUUCGAAUGGAUUUUCAAAGAUCCGACUGAGUUUGACAAACCCUGGGACAACUUCCAGGAGUGGCUAAUAUCUGGUCAAGGCCUUUACUGGAUUCAAGGCAAAGCCGGUUCAGGGAAGUCAACGCUCAUGGAGUUCAUCUCAACUCAUUCAGACACGACAAGUAACCUCUAUAAUUGGUCAAAGGGUAAAUAUUUGAGGGUCGGAACUUUUUUCUUCUGGAAUGGUGGAAACCCUGAGCAGCGGUCACAGGCUGGCUUGCUUCGAUCCUUACUUUUCCAGGUACUUUCCAUUGAGACUUGGCUCAUUCCAGAUGUCUUUCCGGAAGAAUGGGAAGAGUAUUUCAGCGAGCAGUGCGGAGCGGCAGAAUCGAACUAUCCGACGAUCGUACGGGGCAGACAGUCUUUCGGAUCUGUCUGCCCCGAGAGCGUUGGCACAAAUCUCUGCUUUUUUAUUGAUGGACUCGACGAGUUUGAUGGGAACCAUGCAGAUAUGGCGGCAUACUUCCAAGACCUUUCGAAGUAUUCACAUGUCAAAUUCUGCCUCUCGAGUCGUCCCUGGCCAGUAUUUGAGGAUAUCUUUGACGGGGUCCCUGGACUCAAGCUACAAGAUUUGACUGUUGAUGAUAUCAAGCUUUAUUUUCAGGACACACUUGUGAAACACAAGAGAAUGGUUGAUCUUGCCGAAGAGGAACCCGAAGAAACAUCAGCACUUUGCCAAGAAAUCAUCGACAAAGCUUCCGGUGUGUUUUUGUGGGUGUACCUUGUCAUAAGGUCGCUUCUAGAGAGCUUGAGGAACCUUGAUGGAAUCAGCUAUCUAAAACAAAAGCUAUCAGAGCUCCCUCCGGAACUCGAACCUCUAUACGGCCAUAUGCUCAACGGUAUCGAUCCGAUCUAUAAGAAAGAGUCCUCUAAGAUCUUUCAAAUAUUCAGGGCCUCCAUUAGCGAUGUCGACGGCGGCCGUAAAUUGGAUCCUAUCGCUCUUGAGGGAGCAUUGAAUGCAGAAUUCAUCCAAACGAUGAAUGCAAGAAUACAACCGCAACCUAUGACGGAGGAACAGCGUGAAAUGCAGCUGAAACGUCACAUUCGAAUGGUAACGCAACUGAAAAGCCGUACAAAAGGAUUACUGGAGAUUUGCGAGCCAAAACACAACCCAGAGCAGUCACCCAUAUCAUAUCUUCACCGCACAGUCAAAGACUAUCUGGAACAAAAAGAGAUCUGGAAGGGAAUUUUGAGUUACGCCGCUGGAUCUGACUUUGAUCCAACAAUUUCUCUGCUUAUGUUUUAUGUCAUGGAGCUCAAGACC